AAUCAGCGACCGGAGACAGUCUAACCCAGUUUCACUCAAGGGUGGUUGAGAGCAGAGGCUUGAUCGAAGAGGCGAAUUUUUUCCAAGAGUUGGUUCUGUGCGAGUAUUGAUUAAUGCUGCACCCGUGUCUGCUGCGUGUCGGAAUGUGACGUCGUUUUUCUGCACAGGGACUCGGCCGCCGUGCAGUGAUGUCACAGAACACUAAGCACCACAAUGCGGGCCCCGCGGCCCUGCCUGCGCGGAGCCAGGCUCUGAACGGGGGAGUGAAGCUGGAGCAGAGAGAGGGGCCUCCCCGAGGGCCACCGCCUGGAGAGAGAGCAGGGGGGAGUGCGGAGGAGCCAGUGAAGAAGCGCGGCUGGCCGAAGGGGAAGAAGAGGAAGAAGGUUUUGCCGAACGGGCCGAAGGCUCCGGUGACGGGGUACGUGCGCUUCCUGAACGAGAGGAGGGAGCAGAUCCGCAGCCAGCACCCCGAGCUGCCCUUCCCAGAGAUCACCAAGAGACUGGGGGCCGAGUGGAGCCGACUGGGCGUGUCGGACAAGCAGCGAUUCCUGGACGAGGCUGAGAAGGAGAAGCAGCAGUACAUGAAGGAGCUGAAGGAGUACCAGCAGAGCGAGGCCUUCCGUCUGAGCAGCGACCAGAUCCAGGACAAGAAGAUCAAGAAAGAAGAGCCACCCUCUGUGAUCAUCAACGCUGCUGGAACCGGGCUGGGGAUGAAGAGUUGUGACCUGUCGGACCGCUUCUCCAAGUUCGAUGUUCCCAUCUUCACCGAGGAGUUCCUGGACCAGAACAAAGCUCGCGAGUCGGAGCUUCGCAGGCUGCGCAAGGCGAAUGUGGAGUUUGAGGAGCAGAACUCCGUGCUGCAGAAGCACAUCGAGGACAUGCACAGCGCCAAAGAGAGGCUGGAGGCGGAGCUGGCGCAGGACGAGCGGGAAACGCAGGUGCUGCAGAAACACCUGGGAGCCAUUCGACAGGCCCUGAGCAGCAGCCUCUCAGGGGUGCCCCUGCCAGGUUCCGGCGAGACCCCCACCCCCGGCACGCUGGACUCCUACAUGACCCGCCUCAUCAGCGUCAUCGAGAGCAGCCCACUGGAGUACAAGAGACUCGUCACCAAGAUAAAGGACAUCAUCAGCCACCUGGACAGUGAGAACCUGUGAGCUGCACACUACCCCCCCCUCCUCCUCACAGACACAUCACCCCCGAUCACUGCCCCCCCCCCCCAAGGCGCUCCGUCACGGACCCCCCAGUCAGAGCAGCAGGACAGUGUGUGGUGUAUGAGGUGUAUGAAAAGCAUUUCAAAGCCUCGGCUUGGCUUAAGUUAAAGCUUCAGAUAUCUAUUUCAAUCAUGUUGUUUAGAGUCAGGCACAGGGAUUAGGAAUAAAAACUGUUGUAACUGUGGGUGCUAUAUAUAUAUAUAUAAUGUGUGUGUAUAAUUAUUAUUACUGUUCUGUUAUGCAUUGCUCUCCACUUCCAAACUGAAAUAUAUAUAUGAUGUGUGUUUUGGGUCUCAGAAGUGGUUUUCUUAGGUUGAGUAAAGAAAGCCUUAUUAGCAUAGAGAAACACUCAGAUGGUGAAAUGUGUUUCCGAUUGUCAGGGCUCAUAAUGUUGUGGAGUCGUGUGACUCUGUAUUUGAACACACGGGUCUGCCCUCUGAAAGAGUGUUACUGAGCAGCUACACAACCACACACACACAACAGAGCAACUACACAACCACACACACACAACAGCAACUACACAACCACACACACACAACAGCAACUACACAACCACACACACACAACAGAGCAACUACACAACCACACACACACACAACAGCAACUACACAACCACACACACACACAACAGCAACUACACAACCACACACACACACAACAGCAACUACACAACCACACACACACACACAACAGAGCAGCUACACAACCACACACACACAACAGAGCAACCACACGCACACAACAGAGCAACUACACAACCACACAUACACAACAGAGCAACUACACAACCACACGCACACACACAACAGAGCAACUACACAACCACACACACACACACACACACACACACACAACAGAGCAAUCAAACAGAUACACAACCACACACACACACACAACAGAGCAAUCAAACA
This is a messenger RNA of Acipenser ruthenus (sterlet), 2122 nucleotides long. RefSeq names its product SWI/SNF-related matrix-associated actin-dependent regulator of chromatin subfamily E member 1-related-like. Gene Ontology annotation, biological process: regulation of gene expression. NCBI's taxonomy places the organism in Eukaryota, Metazoa, Chordata, Actinopteri, Acipenseriformes, Acipenseridae. The coding region runs from base 189 to 1154 and encodes 321 amino acids. The record is from RefSeq and is a predicted model, not a curated record. The transcript is spliced from 10 exons. Gene Ontology annotation, cellular component: nucleus.